AAGCUCAAGGAACCGAGGAACUGAGGAAGCCAUCAAAAGCCUCAAAUGGAUAUGCUCUUCGAAUACUCCUCCGUAGCUACGGCAGAAACCCAGCCCUGCGGUUGUUACAACUGGUGCCUGAUUCAUCUUCCAGAAGAGGAAGAAGAAGAGACAUGGUCUGCUUGGGUGGCUGUUACCGUCAACUUUGAAGUUUGAAGAAAUAACACAUGGUUGGCAAAUCCAACCCCUGAAGUUUGUUCAUUGGGCAGACAAGGAAGAGAGAGAAAUUCUAGUAGCGGCUUCAAAACUGGGUCCAGUUUCCAUGUCCAUGUUAAAAGGGGUCCAAGCUGUGGAUUUAAGCACGACAAAACAUGUUUUUGUUUCAGCAGUUCAAUUUGCUACAUCCAGUGGUACACCAUGUCCUCAAUUUGGAGACGAGCUUAAAAUCUCUGCUAAAGAACAAGUUGAAUACAUGCUAGGGGAAGAUGUGGAUACACCAUUGGUUAUGGCAGAUGACGAUGUGAAAUCAGCCAUAAAAACGGGGCUAUCCACCAUUAUUUCUUCCUUUGAAAAGGUACUUUCCUCCCUACUGCUCGAGGCUUUUGUUGAAUCAAAAAUGACAGAGGACAACAUACUGAAGAGCAUGUCUGACCUUGAGUGGAUGUGUAACAUACUUCCGAAGAUGGGAUUAAUGAAGGAUUUUGUGUCUAAUUGGAUUGAAAUAUCGGUUAAAGUUUUGGGAGUGGUCGAGAACGAGAAACUUGAUACUCUCAUGUGGGGUUUAAAAGUAAAGUUGAUUGAACUGACUACAAAGGUCUUGGAUGCAGUUGGUUACGGAAAUGUGCUUCUUCCAGCACCAUCCCGGACGCAAUUGUUAAAGACUUGGCUGCCUUACAUGAGAAAGAUGAAACCUCUUCUCGAUUCCCAGGGCAAUGAAGAGAUGGGUUUUCAUUACAAGAUGAGUGAUGACCUGUGCGAGAGCAUUGAGGGGGCAAUGAUCUCACUAAUACUGGCAUUGCCAUCAAACGAUCAAGCUGAUAUUCUUGCAGAAUGGAUGAGAAAUAAGCAGUUUAAAUUUCCUGACUUGAGUGAAGCUUUUGAGCUAUGGUGUUAUAGAACAAAGUCAGCAAAGAGAAGGUUGUUGGAGGGUUUAGGUAAGGAGGACAACGAUACCACUGGCUGCCUUUGAUUUAACAAUCUUUUGUUGUUGUAUUAUUACUUAAUUGGAUGGCAUUGUCGGUGACUAUCCAUUGAAAUUUUGUUUAUUUUCAUAUUGUUUCUCGGCACCUUCUCCAGUAAUGCUGCCAAACUAUGUAAACAAUCCAAGAUUCCUGGGAAUAGAAUAUACAGUGUUAGAGUUGCA
Messenger RNA from Tripterygium wilfordii, 1342 nucleotides. Its product is annotated as BTB/POZ domain-containing protein At3g05675. The transcript has 2 exons. Bases 302 to 1168 code for a protein of 288 amino acids. The record is from RefSeq and is a predicted model, not a curated record. NCBI's taxonomy places the organism in Eukaryota, Viridiplantae, Streptophyta, Magnoliopsida, Celastrales, Celastraceae.